AUGGAGGGCCAAGAUCUCUCCCCACCCCGCAUCGACGACACAUCUCGACCGUCCCUCGGCUUCCCCUUGGGCACUGCCCUCCUCUUGAUCAUAAUCUUCAGCCUCAGCGGCAUCUUCUCCUGCUGCUACCACUGGGACAAGCUACGCUCUUUUCGCCAAUCUCUCUCUCACCCCCACCCUGCACCCUCCCACACUCAAUCCCAACCCUCCAGGGAGGUGAAGCAAAACAAAGGUGAGAGCUUGCCAGUGUUGAUGCCUGGGGAUGAAGUGCCCAAGUUCAUAGCCAUGCCUUGUCCGUGUCAACCUUCCCGCCCGGACACCUUCGUUGUCACCGUAGAGAACCCACCGCUCAAACCGCCGCUGCCGGUGCCGCCUUUGUGUUAG
This is a messenger RNA of Sphenostylis stenocarpa, 384 nucleotides long. NCBI's taxonomy places the organism in Eukaryota, Viridiplantae, Streptophyta, Magnoliopsida, Fabales, Fabaceae. The record is from the annotation of a GenBank genome assembly.